Molecule: messenger RNA, 3532 nt
Organism: Camelina sativa (false flax)
Lineage: Eukaryota; Viridiplantae; Streptophyta; Magnoliopsida; Brassicales; Brassicaceae
Product: serine/threonine-protein kinase Nek1-like
Biological process (GO): protein phosphorylation
Molecular function (GO): protein serine/threonine kinase activity; ATP binding
Source: RefSeq, a predicted model, not a curated record
GUGUAUAUAGACAAAAGUUUGGCAAAAAAGUUUGAAGAAUCACAACUUUCUCUCUCUUUGCUCUCUCAAUCUUUCAGAGAGAGAAAGUUCUCGUGUGAUCUUAUAUUCCGGCGAUGGCUUCCUUAGUCAUGGUGAUCGGAUUUUGGCUCCGGCAUGUGUUGGCUUUCUAUGCAAUGAUGUCCGACUUUUGACUCCGGCAUAGUUGGCUUUCUAUGCAGCAAUGUCCGGCUUUUGACUCCGGCAUAGUUGGCUUUCUAUGCAACGAUGUCCGGCUUAUGGUUUUCCGAUGGUGGCUAGCUUUCUCUAGCAGUGGUUUCGCUCUUCUCGAGGCGGUUCUUGCUAGCUUUGUUCCUGGAAUUUUUCCAGCUUUAGUUUUACUUUUUGAUCUCGUUCGAUUCUAAUCUGCUUCGGGUUUGCUUGACUUUGAUUUCUCUUUUUCAUUCCUUUGAUCUAGAUUUGUAAUUCUUCAAUCCUCCUUUCUUCUAAAGGGUUUUAAUUUGAUCUUUGAGCUUUUUGGUUUUUUCAUUUUAAAGAUCAACUUUUUAGAUGCGGAUUGAAGUUUAAUUUGGUGUCUUUGGUCUGAUUUUGAUGAAAUUAGAGCAAUUGUUUGUCUUUCUCACUGCCGAUGCUUGUUGAAUCGUUUGGGUUGGUUUGUUAUGGCGAAGGAUUCUGGGACGCUCUAUUUCGAAUUUAGAAAGUCUCUAAGAGUUGUGCUUUGCCGAAGGAGUAUGGAGCUUCGACUUCAACUUCUAGUCAGAAGAAAUCUCAAGAUCUAGGGAAUCAAUUAAGACUUAGAAGUUCAAAAAAGUGCAAGAAGAUCUGAUAUUAAUAAAAAAUCUGAUUUUAUGGUAUCAUUGAGAAGAUUCAAUCAAAAAAGAACUGAAUCGUGCAUCCUCAGUAGGAAUCAGAGGAGAUUCAGGUUCUGAUUUGAGAAUCAUUAAGUUCUUCAUAUGUUUAUCAUAACAUUCUGUCUGGAUCUCUCCUUUUCCAGCGUAAACAAGAUGGUGAUGACGAGUUGCACAUGUGUCGAUAAAGUUCGUGAGGCAAGCCUCCACGUUAGAGAGAUGUGUCCUAGAGCGUUUUAGUUUUCUUAGUCUAAGGGUUUGUUGGGCUUGUAGACUUGUUUCUUUUGGCUUGUAAUGUUGGCCUGUUUAUUAGGUUUUAAUCAAUAAAAGACACUCUUGUGAAACAAAAAAAAGACAAAAGUUUGGAAAAACUUCCUUCAUUUCCAAUUUUCCAAUUUUUUUUUUCUGGGCAAUUUACUAUCUACAGUAUUUUGUAAAUAAACUUUUUAUAUUAAUAAAAAAGGAAAUAUCUAAUAAUGAUGUCACAGAAAAGCCACCAUUAAUGGAACUAAGUUUUCUUCCCCACACUUUUCCACUCUGUCUACCAAAUUAGUCAUAUAAAUUCUUCGUCCCUACAAAUCACUCUCGAAGCUUGUCUUCCGUACUUGUUCCUCUUCUAAACUCUUGCCUCAUUGGGCCCAAAUCCUCUGUCUCUCCCCAUCAGAUCGCUCUUACCCUGUUCUCUCUUGAGGUUAAAGGUAAGACAGUAACAAAAACUAGAUAUGGAACAGUAUGAGAUUCUUGAGCAAAUAGGAAAAGGAUCUUUCGGGUCAGCUCUUCUAGUGAGACAUAAGCAUGAGAAGAAAAAAUAUGUAUUGAAAAAGAUCCGUCUUGCCCGGCAAACUCAAAGGACCAGACGAUCUGCACAUCAAGAGAUGGAGCUCAUCUCCAAAAUGCGUCAUCCAUUUGUUGUGGAAUACAAAGAUUCUUGGGUGGAAAAGGCUUGCUAUGUGUGCAUCGUCAUAGGUUAUUGUGAAGGAGGGGACAUGGCAGAAGCCAUCAAGAAAGCCAAUGGCGUGCAUUUUCAGGAAGAGACACUGUGCAAGUGGCUUGUUCAGCUUCUGAUGGCCCUUGAGUACUUACACACGAACCAUAUUCUUCAUCGUGAUGUCAAGUGUUUUAACAUAUUCUUGACCAAGGAGAAAGAUAUACGCCUUGGUGAUUUUGGGUUAGCCAAGAUUCUAACAUCCGAUAAUCUCACUUCCUCCGUUGUCGGGACUCCCAGCUAUAUGUGCCCUGAGCUUCUAGCUGAUAUACCUUAUGGUUCUAAAUCUGACAUUUGGUCUUUAGGAUGCUGUAUAUAUGAGAUGGCUUAUCUUAAGCCGGCAUUUAAAGCAUUUGAUAUGCAAGCACUGAUUAAUAAGAUAAACAAGACAAUUGUAUCUCCGCUCCCCGCAAAAUAUUCUGGUUCAUUCCGAGGUCUUGUCAAAAGCAUGCUGCGAAAAAACCCAGAAGUUAGGCCAUCUGCCUCAGAUUUACUUAGACAUCCACAUCUUCAACCUUACGUUCUAGAUGUCAAGCUCAGGCUCAAUAACCUGAGACGCAAAACAUUACCGCCUCAGUUGCCAAAUUCUAAGGGGAUUAUGAAGAAAGCUCAUUUUUCUGAACCCGCUGUCACUUGUCCGGCCUUUGGGGAGAGACGACAUAGUUCUCUCUUGAAUGAUAGAGCUUUGAAUCCGGAAGCUGAAGAAGACACUGUAUCUUCUAUCAAAUGUAUAAGUCGCAGGGUUUCAGAUUUAUCAAUUGAGAGCAGCAGUAAAGGAACAGUGAUAUAUAAGCAAGUUUCUUCAAGUGCAUAUAAUGUCUCGAAGUAUCCUCUUGCAAAAACUUCAGCGGCAUCCAGAAGAACCAUGGAAACAGGAAGGAGAUUCGAACACUUGCAUCCAGUUUCAGGCGGUACUACCAGCAAGUUAGUUUCUUUGUCUCGCCGGACUUCUCUACCAUUCACGAAAAGGGCUACAACCCAAGAAGCUGCAGCAUACAAUCCAACAGUUGGGAUCUUGCAGAAAGUGAAGUCUCCAGAAUAUUCCAUUAAUGAGCCACAAGUUGAUAAGAUUGGUAUUUUUCCGUUAGCUCCAUAUGAACAGGACAUCUUCUGGAAAACAUCGUCCAAAAGCUCAUCUGUCUCAGACCGCUCUAUAACAAAAGACAAAUGCACAGUUGAAACGUGUAAAUCAGGAUCUGAUAAUAUCACAAGGUGGCAGGGUAUCCAACACAACAUGUUAGAAUACAUAAGCGACGGGUCAUCAUCAUCUGAUCAGAAUGCAACUGCGGGUGCAUCAAGCCAGACCACAUCAUCUAACACAAGAAGAUGUCGAUUUGACCCAUCGUCGUAUCGUCAACGAGCUGAUGCUUUGGAGGGGUUGCUCGAGUUUAGUGCCAGAUUGUUACAAGAAGGGAGAUAUGAUGAACUCAACGUGUUGCUUAAGCCUUUUGGCCCAGGUAAGGUGUCUCCCAGAGAAACCGCUAUAUGGAUCGCAAAGAGCUUGAAGGAGAAUCAAGACAAGGCAAAAACGGCAGAUCUAAAAUGUAAUAGAGAGAUACCACCUGUGGGUCUCCCCUGACAGGCUUCACUUUGUCUUAAUGUUCGGUUUAGCUAGUUAUGCUUAUGUAGAGUUUGUUUAGGUAUGAUGGCUGACACUUCUAAAAGAUGAGUAACAGAAGUAGUAGGUUGCAUUUCUGAACUC